AUGCCGCCUCAGAAGACUCCGCUGUCCGUAGAAUCGCUACUCGAACAGCAGCGCAAGGAGAAGGAGGAACAGUCGCGCCCCAAGUUUCUCUCGAAGCAGGAACGACAAGCCCUCGCCCUCGCAAAGCGGGCGGCUGAGGUCGAGGCGGCAAAGGAUCGCGAACUUGAGGCGCAGAAGCGGCGCGAUGAGCUCGAGAAGAAGGCCCGCGAGGAGGCGAGGGACCUCUACUAUCAACAACAGUCGUCGUACGGUCAGCAGAAUGGAGCUGGGCCCAGCGGCGGGCGGAGUGACGGACAGCAGUUUGUCGGGUACGGAGGGCAGCAGCAAGGAGGGCUGAACUACGGAUCCGCGCAGGGAGACCAGUACUACGGUGGUGGACGAGGAGGUUACGGACCCGGCGGGCGAGGGAGAGGACGCGGACGAGGAGGACUGGGAUACCACGGCGGACCUCCCCCUCCUUCGGGACCUCGAGGAGGCGACGGUUACCAGGGCGUUCCGUCUGGUCCCUCGGGACGAGGAGCUCAAGGUCGAGGAGGAGCGCGAGGAGGCGGACCUGGACGCGGCGACGAUCGAUGGGCUGGACAGCGAGGACCCGGUCCUGCUCUUGUCGACAGGGAUACGGACGUGCGUGGCGGCAGGGUGCCGAAUGCCCAACCAGCGACUGGCGGAGCGAUGGACAUCGACGGCACUGCUGGCGGAAAGGACCUCGUCGCAGAACCGAUGAAGGUCGACUCGUCGACUCCGCCUCGGAACGCCACCGAAAUGCCGCCGCCUCCUCCACCUACCACCGGCGACGCUCCUCCUGCACCUCCUUCCGAUGCGCCACUUCCCCCUCCUCCUGCCAAAGAACCGUCUCCCACGUCGAACGGCAAACUCACCCUCGCCGAACUCGCCGAGCUAAACGCGCUGCAGAGGGCGUCAUCAUCUAGCGUCCCUGUUUUGAACGCCCAGCUCAACGCCGCUCGCUACCUCGGCGCGAAAGCGCCGGACAAGCGUGUCAAGCGCAACAAGAAGGGUCCGAACGGCGGACCUGGACGAGUCGACUUUGACUGGGACAGGAACGACGACACCUUGGCGGACGAGGUCGACCCGAUCUAUGCGCCUACUGCUGCGCCUGUCGUGCCAGGAGGCCCGGCGGCGAGCAACACGCCUACUGGACAGUCGAUGCGCGUGACGCUCUUCGGUCGAGGACGGCUCGCCGGCUUUGAUGCGGAUGUCGAAAAUAUAGGCGGGAAGAAGACGAAGGCUGCGCUGGACGAGCGGCAUUGGUCAGAGAAGAGCCUCGAAGAGAUGCGUGACAGGGACUGGAGGAUCUUCAGGGAGGACUUCAGCAUCGGCGCUCGUGGCGGCCACAUUCCUCUGCCUCUGCGGUCUUGGAAGGAGUCGAAGAUUCCGCAGCCGAUUCUCGAGGCCAUCGAGGAGAUUGGCUACAAGGAGCCGUCGCCUAUCCAGCGACAGGCUAUCCCUAUCGGCCUUCAAAACCGCGACAUGAUCGGAAUCGCCGAAACAGGUUCCGGCAAAACCGCCGCCUUCACCAUCCCCAUGCUCGCCUACAUCGCCCGCCUGCCGCCUCUCUCGGAUGAGAACCGCUCGAAGGGCCCCUACGCACUCGUCCUCGCGCCGACUCGCGAGUUGGCGCAGCAGAUCGAAGCCGAGACGAACAAGUUCUGUCGUGUGCUUGGCUAUCGCUGUGUCUCGAUCGUCGGUGGAAAGGCCAUCGAGGAGCAGCAGUUCAACAUGCGCGACGGCGCCGAGAUCGUCAUCGCCACGCCCGGUCGUCUCAAGGACUGCAUCGAGCGCAGCGUCCUGGUACUAGCGCAGUGUACUUACGUCGUCAUGGACGAGGCCGACAGGAUGGUCUCGCUCGGAUUUGAGGACGUCCUCAAUUUCAUCCUCGACUCGCUGCCGGUCAGCAACCUCAAGCCCGACUCGGUUGAGGCGGAGGAUGCGAACAAGAUGACGAUGUCGCUCGCCGCACCAGUCGGCGAGGAGAACGAGGUCGCGCCCAGCCUGGCGCUGUACCGACAGACGGUCAUGUUCUCGGCAACGAUGCCUCCCGCUGUCGAGCGGCUCACGAAGAAGUACCUCCGACGACCGGCUGUAGUCACGAUUGGUGUUGCUGGCCAAGCCGUCGACACGGUCGACCAGCGCGUCGAGAUGAUCAAUAGCGAGGAGAAGAAGAAGUCUCGCUUGAUCGACAUUCUCAACAACGGCGGUUUCCAACCUCCGAUGAUCGUCUUCGUCAACCAGAAGAAAGGCGCAGACGUGCUGCAGAAGGACUUGCAGCGCGCUGGCUGGAAUUCGGUCACGCUUCACUCCGGAAAGAACCAGGAGCAGCGAGAAGCAGCGCUCAACUCGAUCCGCAAUGGCGAGAACGACGUCCUCGUCGCGACCGAUCUCGCAGGUCGUGGUAUCGAUGUGCCGGACGUCUCGCUCGUCGUCAACUUCCAGAUGUCGAACACGAUCGAGGCGUACAUUCACAGGAUCGGUCGUACCGGUCGUGCGGGCAAGACGGGUACCGCCAUCACCUUCCUUUCCGACGCCGACGAGGAGCUCUUCUACGACCUCAAGCAAGAGAUCAGCAAGUCGCCGGUCUCGAAGCUCUCGCCCGAUCUCGCUCGUCAUCCCGCCGCGCAGUCAAAGGUCUCGUCCGCGAUGAAGCGGCGUGCUGCAGAACUCGACGACUAG
Molecule: messenger RNA, 2688 nt
Organism: Rhodotorula toruloides NP11
Lineage: Eukaryota; Fungi; Basidiomycota; Microbotryomycetes; Sporidiobolales; Sporidiobolaceae
Product: pre-mrna-splicing ATP-dependent RNA helicase DDX23/PRP28
Exons: 8
Coding region: 1-2688 (895 amino acids)
Biological process (GO): mRNA splicing, via spliceosome
Cellular component (GO): catalytic step 2 spliceosome
Molecular function (GO): RNA binding; RNA helicase activity; ATP binding
Source: RefSeq, a predicted model, not a curated record